This is a messenger RNA of Paecilomyces variotii, 315 nucleotides long. RefSeq names its product 60S ribosomal protein L36. The transcript has 3 exons. Gene Ontology annotation, biological process: cytoplasmic translation. The coding region runs from base 1 to 315 and encodes 104 amino acids. The record is from RefSeq and is a predicted model, not a curated record. NCBI's taxonomy places the organism in Eukaryota, Fungi, Ascomycota, Eurotiomycetes, Eurotiales, Thermoascaceae. Gene Ontology annotation, molecular function: structural constituent of ribosome. Gene Ontology annotation, cellular component: cytosolic large ribosomal subunit; ribosome.
AUGGCUCAGGAACGCACCGGCCUCAUUGUUGGCCUCAACAAGGGUCACAAAACCACUCCUCACCAGACCCCCAAGAGCCGCAUCAGCCGUACCAAGGGCCACCUCUCCAAGCGCACUGCUUUCGUCCGGGAGGUCGUCAAGGAGGUCGCCGGUCUCGCCCCCUAUGAGCGUCGUGUUGUCGAACUUCUGAGAAACGCUCAGGACAAGCGUGCUCGUAAGCUCGCCAAGAAGAGGCUCGGUACUUUCGGCCGUGCCAAGCGCAAGGUCGACGAGAUGCAGAAGGUCAUUGCUGAGGCCAGGAGAGCUGGUCACUAA